CAAGAAUCUGGUUAUCAAAGCAAAUUUGGCACAGAUAUAGAGUGAAAACGCUUGCGUAGGAGGGCCUUCCUCAAAAAAGACUCAAUAUUGAUCAGUUGACGAUUCCAGAAUAAACCGUCUGGUGUAUUUGGUUAAUAAACCGGAAGCUUUAAUUAUAAAUACGCAUAUUUUUAUUUGAUUUCAAAUGGCUUUUGAUAGUCAAUAGAAGAACGAACGCGAGGCUUUCAAAGUUGGCAAAGGGGAGACACGAGGGACAUAUGCUAAAAUUGCGGCUGGUCACUACACAUUUCCUGAAACAGCCAUAGUGUUAGAAUGUGUCGCGAUAGGGAUAUGAGCGGUUAAGUUCCUUUAUUUGUGUCACAUUCUAAGCAAAUUUCAAUAACUUCUCUACUAUUGCGAAUUUUUGAUUGUAUUUUUCAACCGUCGUUUUUGCAUUGGAUUAUCAGUAAUUAUAACGAGAUACUGUAAUGAAAAGUACUGUCUCAAAGGAAGAGACGCCACAAAAGUUUGUGGCCAAAAUCCAAUACGACCAUCGAAUAUGUAAGGUGAAAAAGAUUUCGUUGCCAGUGGGCAACCGGCCAGUACCACCAGGAGGUACUUUCGAUGAGGCAAAAGCUGCGUGUAAGGCGCGUAAGAGAAAAGAGCGACAGGAAAGUCUUAGUUCGCAACAAGAUAGGAAAGUAAUCAGAUCAAACUCAGAAGAAAGACCCACGACAACAUCGGCCUCGGAUAAUUCAGAAGACAAAAACAAUGGCAUACGCAGAGUUUCGAGCUCGGGAGACUUUCCAAAAAUCGAAGAAAAAAUCAAAUCACCAUUCAAGAAACAAGAAGCAACAGAAAAGACACUUACCUACGACGAUUCUGAGCACGACAAAAGACGAUCACAUGAAAGAUUUGCUAAAUCCCAUAAUGUUCUCAGCCGGAAACACCCGAACAAACGUCUCAAAGUGCGAUGUUCAAACAAAAUCAAAUUCAAAUAUGAUUUACAAGAGAGUAUUAAAAGGAAUGUGUCUACUACUAUUACAGCUCAAGCAACCCAAAAACAAACAUUGAACCUGGACUACGAACCCACAAAGAACACAGAUAACCAGGACCAUGACUCAAAUCAAUAUCCAGAUUCUUGCAGUCCAAUCAAAACCACUCUACUAGAUUUCACCACCCUGCACCAACAAAUCGAGGGUUCCGAACCAGUUCUUUCCCAUCCCAAACACGAAGUGCAAGAAAACAUUGAAACCAUGCCCAGUGAAUAUAUCGCUUCGAGCCGUUUAAUGUCUUCGCCGAGAAAUUCUAUAAUAGCCACCCACAAGAUUUAUUUGGAUCCCGAUAUUGCGCAGAUUUCAUUGAAAAAAUCCGGCCAGAAUCCAGUGGAAGAACGUAUCCAGAAAAUUAAUAAGCAAAUAAAUAGUUGUAAGCGGAAGAUUUUGAUAAGUGAAGCGGAUUUUGAAGCUAGAAAUGGCACAAAACCAUCUCAAACCGAUAAGCUCAACGAUGACAUCAUAAGAAAAUUGUACCUGCAACUCAACAAAUUGAAAAAAGAACAAAAGCAACUAUCAGAAAUUUCCGUGGGAUGUUCUAGAAUGAAUUUGAGCGGCAGUGGCAUACCAGUGGAAAAGAUUGUUAGUUUACAGGAAACUGUCAAGGAAAUUGAACAAAAACUGUCAGUUAAACGUGAAGCUGCCAACAGAAAUUUCGAUUUGGAAAGUUUAACAGCCGAACAAUUGUUUGAGGAAAAAGUUGCAACUCAAAAAGCUUUAUUAUUUUUAGAGUCGAUCCACGGUAGGCCCCAAAGUAAAGAAGAACGCGACAUUGUGAGGCCUUUCUAUGACCGAUAUCGCAUACUCAAGAAAAUGGUAGCUAGAAUUUCAAACAUUGGCGCAACUGGUGAAUUAGCAACAAUUCACGAAAACGAAGCCUUGAAUUUUGUAACACCAAAUACAUCCUCCAAUGAAACAGAAUCAGAAAAAACCGAUGACACGCCAGACAAAAUUGAAGAAACAAACGAAAACGAAAAUUUGCAUUGCUUAGACAAGCAGGAUCUUCUGAAGCAAAUCAAAUCGGCUUCGGAAGAAAAAAAAGAUUUAAGGCGGCAAAUAAAAGAGUUUGAAAUUGAGGUGCAAGCGAAAGUGUGCAGGAUGCUGACUAAAGAAGAUAAAAAACCAAUGGGAGAGGUUUAUGCGGCUUAUAAGAGGGUCAAAGGCCAGUUGAGGUUAUUGGAAGCACUGUUUGCUAAAUAUUGAAUUGGGAUUCCCCGUAAAAAUAUCCACACGUAGGGUUAUGAUUGGUUGUAGGGCCGUAAUUUGCCUAGCCAAUUUACUUUCAAAUAGUUAUAAAGUGAUGUUUUAUAGUGUUUAAUUGAUAUAGUUGAAGCAACAAGAAAAUAUGUAUUAAAGAAAAUUGUUGUUUAAUAAAAAAACAUCGAGGUUUUUCUGAA
Ceutorhynchus assimilis (cabbage seed weevil) is the source of this 2431-nucleotide messenger RNA. Lineage: Eukaryota; Metazoa; Arthropoda; Insecta; Coleoptera; Curculionidae. The record is from the annotation of a GenBank genome assembly.